UGCUCCUCAUCCUUUUGCUGGGCAUCACUGAAGAGCCUAGCAUCACCCUCUUGUAAUCCACCGUGCAUAUAAGCAUUAAUGAGAUCCCUUCUCAGUCCUCUGUUCUCCAGACUGAAUAGGCCCAGCACACGCAGUCUCUCCUCAUGAAGACAUAUGUUCCGGACUCCAAAUUAUCUUCGUGGCCUCUGCUGGAUCCUCUCCAGCACAUGAACUCUGACUGCAAAUGUAUCCAGCGAUUCCGAGGCAACUCGCUGCACGCAUCACUUGUUGCUCCUUUCCAGCCCCGACAUCCAUCUCCCCCCGCCAGCAUCCACCUCCCCCCGUGCAGCACACCGCGCUGCCGCCCAGCACAGCAUCUGAGCGCUGCUUUCGCUUUCCCCGUCGCCCGGGCCUUCCCUCCCCGCCUGCGGGCCCUCCACAGCCGCACGGCCGAGCCCGACAGGCACCCCCGGGGCAGUCGCGCCGUGGGAUCCCCGCCGGAGCUGCCGGGCAGGCCCGACCCGGCGGGACCCGGGAACCGACCCCGAGCGCCCCGAGCCCUCCGGCUCCCGGGCUGCCCCGGCCGGGAGCCGUUCUUGCCCGCCCCCCCCGCGCCUCGCGCUGGGCCCGGGCCGAGCCGCGGCCGCUGCCGCUCCGCGCCGCCACUCACCGCCGGCCCUGUGGCUCCGCUCCGCCGCGGCUGCGCCCGGCGCGGCCGGCGGGAGGGCGGGGAAAAGGGGCCUCGCCGCGGGAGGAGCGGCUCGGUGUCGGCAACAUGGCAGCGUCCAGCCGUGCCCAGGUGCUGCGGCUGUACCGCGCCCUGCUGCGGGAGAGCCAGCGCUUCAGCGGCUACAGCUACAGAAACUACGCCAUCCGAAGGAUAAAAGAUGCCUUUAGAGAAAACAAGAACAUAGCAGAUUCUGAAAAAAUAGAAGAACUACUGAAUAAAGCCAAAGCAAACCUAGAGGUUAUUCAACGGCAGGUUUUAAAGAGUGUGGGCAGUCCAGGCAAUGAGGGGAUUUUUGUGGCUUUCACUGGAACUCUUCCAAAAGAGAGAAGGAAGAGAAAAAUGCUCUUUGGAACUUGGAGGUUUGGAGAUAGUGAACCAAGAAUGAUGGCUGAGCAAGAAAAAAGAAAUCUUUGGAUAUCCUCCAUCACAGAAAAUAAGAUAAACAAGGAAAUUAUCUUUAUGAUUUUGUCAGGAACAGAUGACUGUAGUUUAGUAAUCGGUAAAAUUUUGCCAAAAAAAUGAAGUCUUUUUAAUGCAGAAAAAUAAAAAUUUAUUUCUGUCCUGAUAUACUUAGAGAUCUCCUAAACACUGCUGUAGGG
Passer domesticus (house sparrow) is the source of this 1308-nucleotide messenger RNA. RefSeq names its product LYR motif containing 4 (gene LYRM4). The transcript is spliced from 3 exons. Bases 224 to 1231 code for a protein of 335 amino acids. Gene Ontology annotation, biological process: iron-sulfur cluster assembly. The record is from RefSeq and is a predicted model, not a curated record. NCBI's taxonomy places the organism in Eukaryota, Metazoa, Chordata, Aves, Passeriformes, Passeridae. Gene Ontology annotation, cellular component: mitochondrion; L-cysteine desulfurase complex.